Messenger RNA from [Candida] anglica, 915 nucleotides. NCBI's taxonomy places the organism in Eukaryota, Fungi, Ascomycota, Pichiomycetes, Serinales, Debaryomycetaceae. The record is from the annotation of a GenBank genome assembly.
AUGCUUCCCUUUGCCUUUGAGUACCCUCCGGAGCAGAACAACGGAUACUGGGGAGUCCCCACCUCCACCAUUGACUGGUGUGAAGAAAACUAUGUAGUGUCCACAUACGUAGCCGAGGCUCUCAACACAGUGACCAAUUCAGUUUUCAUCGCAUUGGCGCUUUUCUCAACUUUUUCCUCGUACAAGAACAAGCUCGGCACUAGGUUUGUGUUUUCAAGUCUUGGCUUCUUCCUUGUCGGGGUUGGGUCAUGGCUCUUCCACAUGACCCUCCAGUACCAUUACCAGCUUUUGGAUGAGUUGCCCAUGAUCUAUGCCACCUGUAUCCCAUUCUGGUCGGUGUUUAGCGAGUUCAAAACUCGGAACCAAUCGAUUGCUGUUGGUGUGGGCAUUUUUACCGCGGCUAAUACGCUUACCGUAAUCUAUCUCUACUUCAAAGACCCCACCAUUCAUCAGGUGGCAUAUGCUCUUUUGAACGCAGGGAUCAUCUUCCAAUCGAUCAACUUGACCUACAAACAUGUCAAGGACCCACGUAAGCGUCUGGAAUUGUUUCUGGUGAUGAUCACUGGAGUUUGUACGUUUCUCCUUGGCUACCUUUUGUGGAACAUGGACAUACAUUUUUGUCUGUUUGCCCGGUCCACCCGAAGAUCCUGGGGGAUGCCCUACGGCUUUCUCUUGGAGGGCCAUGGUUGGUGGCAUAUCUUCACCGGUACUGGGGUCUACUACUACUUGGUCUACGAGGAGUAUCUCCGGUGUUUCCUCAGGGGCUCCGACCCAUACUACCGGUUCAGCUACGUGUUGGGGUUCCUCCCCAUGGUUGAAUGCAUAGAUAAAGUCGGCCUCUCCAAGUUCAAUGCCAUCCAGGAGUUGGCCAGAAAGGACCGCCAAUUCCUUGCGGCCGAGAAGAAGAAGCAGUAG